AAAGAAAAAGAAAAGGAAAAACAAAGAAAGAAGAAAAGAAGCCAAAGCUCCAACCCUGGAAUGAUUUGCAUAUAGUUCGCAGUAGGGUUGAAGUUGCAGCAGAUAAACGCCACCACUCACUUUAUCAUCGCAGCCCUUAUUACGAAAGCGACGAACCCCAACUCGAAGAGACUCGUUCUUUCUCUAUCUCUGCGAAACAAUGGGUGCAUCGUUGCCUCCCAAAGAGGCCAACCUUUUCAAGCUCAUUGUUAAAUCAUAUGAAACUAAACAGUAUAAGAAGGGGCUGAAGGCAGCGGAUUCCAUAUUGAAAAAGUUUCCUGAGCAUGGAGAAACUUUAGCAAUGAAGGGGCUAACUUUAAAUUGUAUGGACCGUAAACCCGAAGCAUAUGAGCUUGUUCGGCAAGGAUUGAAGAAUGACCUCAAAAGCCACGUUUGUUGGCAUGUUUAUGGCCUCCUUUAUCGGUCAGACAGAGAAUAUAGAGAGGCAAUUAAAUGCUACCGAAAUGCUUUGAGGAUAGAUCCUGACAACAUUGAGAUACUAAGGGACCUGUCUCUCUUACAGGCACAAAUGCGGGAUUUGACGGGUUUUGUUGAGACAAGACAACAACUUUUGUCUCUGAAACCAAAUCAUCGCAUGAAUUGGAUCGGCUUUGCUGUUGCCCAUCAUUUAACCUCAAAUGCAUCAAAAGCGGUUGAAAUUCUGGAAGCAUAUGAAGGGACGCUUGAAGAUGAUUAUCCUCCUGAUAAUGAACGUUGUGAGCAUGGGGAAAUGCUCUUGUACAAGAUUUCUUUGUUAGAGGAAUGUGGCUUUCUUGAGAGAGCUCUUGAGGAGUUGCGCAAGAAAGAGUCAAAAAUUGUCGAAAAAUUGGCUUAUAAAGAGCAAGAGGCUUCUCUUCUUUUGAAACUUGGCCGGUUAGAAGAAGGUGAAAAAUUGCACCGAGCAUUACUUUUCAUGAAUCCUGACAAUUACAGAUAUUAUGAAGGCCUGCAAAAAUGUGUUGGGCUAUAUUCAGAAAUGUCACAAUUUUCUCCUGAUGAAAUUGAUCGGUUAGAUGGCUUGUACAAAUCGCUUGGGCAGCAAUACCAGGCUUCAUCCGCUGUUAAGAGAAUUCCUCUUGAUUUUCUGCAAGGCGACAGGUUCCUAGAAGCAGCAGAAAAUUAUAUAAGGCCUCUCCUAACCAAGGGAGUUCCGUCAUUGUUUUCUGAUCUCUCUCCCUUGUAUGAUCACCCCGGCAAGGCAGAUAUUCUGGAGCAACUUAUGCUCAAGUUGGUUCAUUCAAUAAGGACGACUAGCCGAUACCCUGGAAGGGUAGAAAAAGAGCCCCCUUCGACACUUAUGUGGGCAUUAUUUUUAUUGGCUCAGCACUAUGACAGAUGCGGUCAAUAUGACGUAGCUCUUUCUAAAAUUGACGAGGCUAUAGAACACACUCCGACUGUGAUUGAUCUGUACUCUGUCAAGAGUCGAAUACUGAAGCAUGCGGGUGACUUGGCAGCUGCUGCUGCAUUGGCAGAUGAAGCUAGGGGUAUGGAUCUUGCUGAUCGUUACAUAAAUAGUGAUUGCGUUAAGCGUAUGCUGCAGGCUGAUCAGGUGGCUUUGGCAGAAAAAACUGCUGUAUUGUUCACAAAAGAUGGAGAUCAGCACAACAACCUUCAUGACAUGCAGUGUAUGUGGUAUGAACUUGCUUCUGGUGAAAGUUACUUCCGCCAAGGUGAUCUUGGACGAGCGCUGAAGAAAUUUUUAGCUGUGGAGAAGCACUAUGCUGAUAUUACUGAAGACCAAUUUGACUUCCAUUCUUAUUGCUUACGGAAAAUGACUCUGCGUGCCUAUGUGGAAAUGCUUAAAUUUCAAGAUCGUUUACAUUCACAUGCAUAUUUUCACAAGGCCGCAGCUGGGGCUAUCAGAUGCUAUUUAAAGCUGUAUGAUUCUCCUCCAAAAUCAACAACUGAAGAAGAUGAUGAUAUGUCAAAGAUGCCUCCCUCUCAGAAAAAGAAAUUGAGGCAAAAACAGAGGAAGGCGGAAGCACGAGCUAAGAAAGAGGCGGAAGAAAAGCAUGAAGAAUCAAGUGCUGCUGGUGCUUCUAAGCCUGGAAAGCGUCAUAUCAAACCAGUAGAUCCAGAUCCUCAUGGGGAAAAGUUGUUGCAGAUUGAAGAUCCAUUACAGGAAGCCACAAAGUACUUAAAGUUGCUUCAGAAGAACUCACCCAAUUCCUUGGAGACACAGCUGCUUUCUUUUGAACUAAAUAUGAGAAAGCAGAAGAUUUUGCUUGCCUUUCAGGCUGUAAAGCAGCUGCUGAAGUUGGAUGCUGAACACCCAGAUUCACAUCGCUGCUUGAUUAAAUUCUUUCAUAAAGCGAGGUCAAUGGCUGCUCCUGUGACUGAUACUGAGAAACUUAUAUGGAGUGUCUUAGAAGCAGAGCGUCCAACGAUCAGUCAAUUGCAUGAGAAAUCGUUGAUCGAGGGAAACGAGAUUUUCCUAGAAAGACAUAAAGAUUCUUUGAUGCAUAGAGCUGCUGCUGCAGAAAUGCUAUAUGUUUUGGAACCUGACAGAAAGUCGGAGGCUAUUAGAUUAAUUGAAGAGUCAACCAACAACAUGGUGGCCAAAAAGGGGGCACUUGGACCUGUCGGGGAAUGGAAACUCAAAGACUGUAUUGCAGUCCACAAACUUCUAGGAACGGUACUUGAUGACGAAGAAGCUGCAUUGAGAUGGAAGUUGCGUUGUGCUGAGUGCUUCCCUUACUCGACAUACUUUGAGGGAAGAUGCAGCUCUGUUGUACCAAACUCUGCAUACAACCAGAUACGUAAAAAAUCUGAAAAUGGUAGCGCAAACCAUUCAGAAGGUGGUGAAACUAGAGAUUCCGUUGCAUCAAAUGGAAGGUUAGAGGCAUUUAAAGGCCUCACCAUCUGACCAUGAUGUUGAAUGUGCCAGUCUGCCAAUGUAUUGCGCGAGUUACCGUGUUUGGAUACUUGAUCACGGAACCAAGCUGAGACUGAAAAGUAUGGCAGGAGGACAGUAGGGUUGCAGCUCUUGGGGGUAUCUGUGCAAGUUAUGAUGGUGACCACAAUUGAUGUUGCUUUGAGACUAGACUUCCUUCUUUCACCGGUUAUACCUCCCCCAGUUCUGAGAUGUAUUCAAUUUGCAAAUGUGUAUAAUUUUACUUUUUAACUUUAAUCGGGUUUUAGGGUUUGAGUUUUAUAUUGCUCGCUUUUUCCUUUUUUUGAGUACCCUGCAGCCAGCAUAGUUGCCCGGGGCAUUAUACUUGGCCCAUUUGAUCGGCUUAUUUAUUAUGUAUAAGCAUUAAAAAGCAUGUGAAAAUUUUGCUGUUGGAUUCAUACGAUGUAUGACUUUCGAGGCUCUUCUUAAACUGUGCUUCCCAUAUAUAUACUUUUGCACGUAAUGAAAUGUCCUUUUAUUA
Molecule: messenger RNA, 3413 nt
Organism: Juglans microcarpa x Juglans regia
Lineage: Eukaryota; Viridiplantae; Streptophyta; Magnoliopsida; Fagales; Juglandaceae
Product: N-terminal acetyltransferase A complex auxiliary subunit NAA15
Exons: 26
Coding region: 200-2905 (901 amino acids)
Biological process (GO): N-terminal peptidyl-methionine acetylation
Cellular component (GO): cytoplasm
Molecular function (GO): protein-N-terminal amino-acid acetyltransferase activity; protein binding
Source: RefSeq, a predicted model, not a curated record